GAGAGCGACUGCGUGUUUUCUCAUUGAACUCUAAACCACACACGAGUGCAGGUGAGAGGACGGACUUCAGCUCAGAAUCUCCAGCACAGGAGACAAUGGCUGACCCUCAAGCAGCACCUCCUUCUGAAGCCACCGACCACAAACCUGAACCCGAGCCGGCGGCCGGAGAGGACGCGACGCCGCAGAGCGGCACAGAGGAAGCUGCUCCAGACCAGGGAGGAAGCGAAGAGUCUCCAAACCCGGAGGAGCAGAAGGAACCUGGACAGGAAGUGACAUCGGCGGGAGCAGAGGAAGAGAAGCCGGUGAGCGGAGAAGCGGCUGAGGAGAAGAACGAAGAGAAAGCAGGCGAAGAGAAGAAAGAUGCAGGUGAGGAGAAGAACGAGAACGUUGAGACAGGAGAAGGGCAGAGUGAAGAAAAAACGAGUCAGGAUGAAGGAGGAGAAGGAGACGGAGGACAAGAAGACGAGUGCGCUGCUCCGGCCAACAAGUACUACACUGUGAGCUACAGGAAGAUUAAGAAAGGCUACGCAAGGCAGAGGAUCAGUGCUUUCGAAACCCAGGACUUCGUGCCGAUGGAGGAGGAGGAGGAGGGAGCGUCUGAGGAGCAGAAGGACGGAGCGACGACUGAAGGAGGAGCGGAGGCUGAAGCUCAGACGAACGGAGAGGCGUCGUGUCAGGACGGGCAGAAGGACGAGAAGAUGGACGGAGAAGGACAGGACGGAGAAGCGGGAGAUGAGCAGGAAGAGGAAGACGGUGAGGACGAGAACGCAGGCGAGGAGGCGUGUAACGGAUCGGACGGGAAACAGAAGCAGUCCGGAAUCUCAAAGUACUUCACCGUCAGCUACAGGAAGAUCAAGAAAGGGCUCACAAAGCAGAGGGUGGAUGAGUUCGAGUUCAUGGGAGUGCAGCAAUGAGUUCACACACACACACACACACACACACACACACACACACACUAAAGAACACAUUGGAGAUGCCCCCACAUACAUGCAAAUGAGCACACACAUAGACACAAAGUAUAUACUGUAGCAGAACAUAGACACACACACACACACACACACACACACACACCCCUUAAAGAACACAUUGAAGAUGCAAACACACACUCACACACAUACAUACAUGCACACACACAUAGACACACAAUAUAUUCUGUAGUAGAACAUAGUGGAGUUGCACACACACACACACACACUCACGCACACACACACACACACACACACAUCUUAAAGAACACAUUGAAGAUGCACACACACACUCACACACACAUACAUACAUGCACACACACAUAGACACACAAUAUAUACUGUAGUAGAACAUAGUGGAGUUGCGCACACACACACACACUCAUGCACACACACACACACCACACGCACCUUAAAGAACACAUUGAAGAUGCCACACACACUCACACACAUACAUACAUAUACACACACAUAGAUACACAAUAUAUACUGUAGUAGAACAUAGUGGAGUUGCACACACACACACACACACACACACACCUUAAAGAACACUUUGAAGAUGCACACACACACACACCUUAAAGUACACAUUGAAGAUGUGCACACACACACACACACACACACACACACACGUGCACAAACUGUACACAAGCAGUCUUGUUGUGAUUCAGUUCUGUUUGACCUGUAAAGCACUUUUUUGUUAACAUUCCUUCUGUAGUAAAAUGUAUGUUUUAGUGUUUAUUAUGUUUUUGGUCUGUGGACCUGCAGGAAACACACAAUCCCAGUGUGCAGUGCUCGUGCUUCACUGUAACACAUGUAGACUUUCCUACAGCUACAGGACGCCGUGUGUACGUUACGAAGUGGAACUCUCCCUAUACGCAACGAGCCGAUUGGCUCCAUCACAUAAUCUCCUCCUCUUACUCUGUCUGAACCACGUCGUCAUGGUGACCGAGCCAUUUCUGUAAUCUUCUCUUUCUUCUCACUGUGAUGUCCAUGUUAUUUAUUGUGAUUGUUCAGCACUUCAUAUCAGCUGCUUUAUAAAUGAAAUAUAACAAACUCGACUCUGGUUCUUCCUCCGUCUCGACGCACCGGAGAGAUCUCAUUAACAUCACUAACGUGUUCAGGGGUUUAAUGAUCUGAUCCUUAACGUGUUCAUAUUGUGAUCUGGGGUUUGUGAAGGGAUUAAAAAAAAAAGUCUGUGUGUAAAUUCUGUGUUUAAUAAAAACAGGAAAGGAAACAACAGAUCAGUGAAUAAUAAAGGACUGAAAUUCACCACA
Tachysurus vachellii is the source of this 2242-nucleotide messenger RNA. Its product is annotated as sodium/potassium/calcium exchanger 1-like. The transcript has 3 exons. Gene Ontology annotation, biological process: regulation of cell shape; actin filament organization. Gene Ontology annotation, molecular function: actin filament binding. Lineage: Eukaryota; Metazoa; Chordata; Actinopteri; Siluriformes; Bagridae. The record is from RefSeq and is a predicted model, not a curated record. The coding region runs from base 96 to 914 and encodes 272 amino acids.